GUCAUCGCCAAUCACGACCAACUGUACGGCCCGUGUUGAUCAUCGAAACGGCGUUUUCAUCAACGCCCGGCAGCGAAUUCAAAGCCAAUUGAACAGAAAAAGAGGGAAAAUCUCAAAACAAUGCGUGACGAAGACAACGACAACAGCAACAACAACAGCAACCCUUUCAUCCGCUUCAAACACCACGUCGACGCCAACAUCCACGCCGGCAUCAACACCAUCACCAGCUUUUCCCGCAGCCCUCUCUCCCCUUCAUCGCAACAGAACCCUUCCUCCCCGCCGUCCAACUCUCAACCGACCACCAGGGACACCACAGCCGGCACCACCACCACAACCAACUACUCGGGAGACAUAACCACCACCGCAGAUUUGACAACGUCAAUGCUCUCCCCCGCCGACCAACACCUCGAGUCUCGCCUGGACCUCCUCCGCCAGGGUGGCGCUACCGCCCCGGAAGCCGCCGUCGCCUGGCGGCUCUUUGUGACCCGGUCGGCUUACUCGCCGCUUAGGCUGCAGCUGGAAUGUGGUGGUUGGCAACCCACGCCUGCGGGAGGAGAAGCUGGAGAGUAUGGCGGUGGUGCCGGGUGGCUGGACGCGUUUGAGGAUCUGAUGCGCGUGAGUUCCGGGUUGGGGCUGCUUGAUUUGCGGGCGGCUUCGAGGGAGAGGGAGGAGAGUGGGGAGGAGGGGUUGUGGCACGAGUUGGGAUGGGGCAAUGGUAGGUUUGGCUUUGGAGGGCUUCUUCUCGGAGGGUUUCCUGGGUUGCCUCAUCAUCACCACCACCAUGGCAUGGUUGGAUUCCCGUUCCCCGGUCUAAGGGAGAUGGCUUGGUUGGAGCGCAUGCGGCGUCAGGGGCUGACUGAAGUCUUGUUUCCCGUGUAUGAUCCCGGGCUGGGGUACUCUUCGCCGCGGACGAUGGGGGAGUGGGCUGAGCGGCGGCGGGCCGAGGAACAGCGGGCGAGGGAGGUUGGUCGGGUGUGGGAGGAGCUUGUUGGGGAGGGCAGACGGGCUGUGGAAGAGGCGCGGCGCGAGGCUGAGAGAGAGGCGGAUGCGUGGAGGGAUGCAGCACAGCAGAAGGGGCUGUCGUUCUUUGACGGAAUCGGCGAGGUUGUGCGCACAUUGGGGGAGGUGCUGGAGGAUAUCAAGACGCUGCCACGGGCUGUUUGGGAGGAUGAAAAGCCUCGAGGCAAGGACGACACUGCCAAGGAGAAGAGGAACAGCGCACCGGAGACGGAGAACGACCUGUACUCGGUCGUUCAAUCGGCCUUCCAGGAGUCUGAACGUUCACUAUCCAAUUUCUUCAAGUCUUUCUCCGACGCCUGGCGCACUGACAGUCUGCCCGAACCCAAACCAGCGUCGCCACCAAAGACUGAAACCACUGAAGUUGUUCAAGACGGCAUCACGAAAAAGACUACGAAGAGGGAUUUCGUCGACAAGCAUGGCAACACGCACUCCAAGACCGAGACUACCUGGACUGACAAAGAUGGCCGUGUUGUUAUGAGACAGGUGUACAGCUCCAUGGGACGUUCCGAGCACUGGGACAAGGCUGAGGAAGAUAGGACCACCAGGCGGGACAAGGAGACAACCGAGGAGCUCAAGGAACAGAGAAAGGAGGGAGGAUGGUUCUGGAAAUGAAAGAGACAAACAUUGAAUAUCUGGUCAAAUCUCUCCACUCAGUGGUCGACACCGCUCUGUCAUUGAUUUUCGAGUUUGUUUCAUUCUCUCAACCGUACAUGCCGUUGACAGUAGCUGCAUGUAUAUAAACAAGGGACAGAAUGACUCUCAACCUUCGCUAGAUGGAAGCCGAUCUCCUCAAAGCCGUGUCUUGCGCAAGCUUCCGAGUCGGCUGUUGGUUGGCAGAGGCAAAUGACGUGGUUGAGUGGGCCUUUGGCUUCGGACGCAAGGGGAGGUUCUAGCUUACUCCUCGCUCCAUCGGCCUUUGCAGUAUCGACAGUUAUGAGAAAGCAAAGUCGAGCAAGCGGAAUACCUAAUUACAUAGCGCUAGAAGCGUUGCUGCGUCAAAACACGCUCUU
This is a messenger RNA of Parathielavia appendiculata, 2030 nucleotides long. RefSeq lists its product as uncharacterized. The transcript has a single exon. The record is from RefSeq and is a predicted model, not a curated record. The coding region runs from base 121 to 1632 and encodes 503 amino acids. Lineage: Eukaryota; Fungi; Ascomycota; Sordariomycetes; Sordariales; Chaetomiaceae.